AUGUCCAAGUUGUACAUCGGAAAUUUGAGCUUCAAGGUCGAUGACGACGCGUUGUACAAUGCAUUCCAUCCGCAUGGUCAAAUUGUCGAUCAUAUCGUGAUGAAAGAUCGCGAAACUCAACGCUCUCGUGGCUUUGGCUUCGUGACUUAUAGCACGGAAGACGAAGCCAAUGCUGCUCUUACUCAAAUGGAUGGCCAGGACUUGAUGGGUCGUUCUAUCCGUGUCAGUCUUGCCAACGGAAAACCUUCGGGCGGAGGAGGAGGUGGCCGUGGAGGCUAUGCAGGCGAAAGUUAUGCAGGAGGCAGCGGAGGAGGAUCGGGAUAUGGUGGGGGUAGUGGCUGGAUGCUCUCGACCUUGAAAUUCCCUUUGAUCUUAUCGGCCGCAAUGAGCUCUGGCAACAAGUUGUACGUUGGAAACUUGAGUUGGAACACGACCGACGAGGUUCUUCGCCAAACGUUCGAAGAGUUUGGUACUGUCACCGACAGUAUUCAUAUGAAGGACCGCGAGACCGGUCGUUUCCGUGGCUUUGGCUUUGUCACCUUUAGCACCGCCGACGAGGCUCAGAAUGCUAUCGCUGGUCUGAACGAACAGGAAGUUGACGGUCGUCGCAUUCGUGUCAAUGUUGCUCAAGGAAAGCCCGAACGUGGUAACAGUGGAGGUGGCUAUGGUGGUGGAGGCUAUGGCGGUAGCUCUGGUGGAGGUUAUGAUAACGGCGGUGAGCUUUGUGUUUAG
Messenger RNA from Mycena indigotica, 732 nucleotides. RefSeq names its product Ps16 protein. The record is from RefSeq and is a predicted model, not a curated record. The coding region runs from base 1 to 732 and encodes 243 amino acids. Lineage: Eukaryota; Fungi; Basidiomycota; Agaricomycetes; Agaricales; Mycenaceae. The transcript is spliced from 12 exons. Gene Ontology annotation, molecular function: mRNA binding. Gene Ontology annotation, cellular component: cytosol.